GGUGCAUUGUGGUCCGGGGGGGCAGUCCGUCCGCCAUCUUGCGCGUGAGGCCUUGCCGUUGGUUGCGCGGAUGCGGGAGCCGCGCUGAGGCGAUGGGCCGCUCCCGGUCGCGGAGCUCGUCGCACUCCAAGCGGGUGAAGGGCUCCAAGCACAACAAGAAGAACCGGAGCCGCUCCCGGUCCCGCUCGCGGGAGAAAGAGCGGGCCAGGAAGCGCUCCAAGUCGCGGGAGAGCAAGCGGAGCCGGCGAAGGGAGUCCCGCUCGCGGUCGCGCUCCAACACCGCCCCGUCCUCCCGCCGGGAGCGCGAGAGGGAGCGCGAGAGGGAGCGGGAGCGCGCCUCCUCCCCGCCCGACCGCAUCGACAUCUUCGGCCGCACCGUCAGCAAGCGCAGCAGCCUGGACGAGAAGCAGAAGCGCGAGGAGGAGGAGAAGAAGGCCGAGUUCGAGCGGCAGAGGAAAAUCCGACAGCAAGAAAUAGAAGAGAAGCUUAUUGAAGAAGAGACAGCCAGAAGAGUGGAGGAGCUUGUAGCAAAGCGAGUGGAAGAAGAACUGGAGAAACGGAAAGAUGAGAUUGAGCGGGAAGUUCUCCGCAGGGUGGAGGAAGCUAAGCGCAUCAUGGAAAAACAGUUGCUCGAAGAACUCGAGCGACAGCGCCAAGCUGAACUAGCAGCACAAAAGGCCAGAGAGGAGGAAGAGCGUGCAAAGCGUGAGGAGCUAGAACGAAUCCUAGAAGAGAAUAAUCGAAAAAUUGCAGAAGCACAAGCUAAAUUGGCUGAAGAACAAUUGAAAAUUGUUGAAGAGCAAAGAAAAAUCCAUGAGGAAAGGAUGAAACUAGAACAAGAAAGACAACGUCAGCAAAAGGAAGAGCAAAAAAUGAUCCUAGGCAAGGGAAAAUCUAGGCCCAAACUAUCAUUCUCAUUAAAGAGUCAGGAUUAAAUUUCACCUCUGAACUCUCAUGGAAAAUGAAACAAACUCUGUAUAGUAGCUUCAUGUUGAAGUGUUUUUUUUAUUUUCUUUUGUGAUUUUCUUUCUUUUUGGACAUCUGAAAAGUUAGCUUGUUCUAAUAGGGGCUGUGCUCUGCAUCUCUUAUUUUAACUUCAGUUGAGUUAAAUCCUUAUCAGAUCAUUGACUUCCUAAAUAAUCUAUUCUCAUCUGUUUUGGUUUUCUGAUAAAGUGGCUUGAUGUAGAUCAGGUCACUUUAUAAAUUAUGUAUGGUCUGAUAAGGUUUUUACUGACCCUCUGAUCUCAGAGUUAUACUCUGAUGUUAACUAUUAAUGCUGGUUUUGCUGAAUUUUUAAAAUUUUGGCAAAAGUUUUGGUAAAUUCCCACAGUGUACUGGAUCUUCAGUGGUUUGUUAUAUCGGUGUCUAAUGAUACUAUCCCACUAUUGUGCUUGAUGUUCCUGAUACAGGUAAGGAAAAAGUUGGUCAGUGUUUCUGAAGAUGUGUAAAGGGAGUUCAGUAUUGUCUCUGCUAGAAUUGUUUUUAUUCCACUGAUAAAACUCAACCAGCAUUCCCAAUUGUGUAAAUAAAUCAAUUUGCCGAAUAAAGUGAAGUCUUAAAUUCA
Sceloporus undulatus (fence lizard) is the source of this 1564-nucleotide messenger RNA. RefSeq names its product arginine and glutamate rich 1 (gene ARGLU1). Gene Ontology annotation, cellular component: nucleoplasm; mitochondrion. The coding region runs from base 93 to 935 and encodes 280 amino acids. The record is from RefSeq and is a predicted model, not a curated record. NCBI's taxonomy places the organism in Eukaryota, Metazoa, Chordata, Lepidosauria, Squamata, Phrynosomatidae. The transcript is spliced from 4 exons. Gene Ontology annotation, molecular function: cadherin binding.